AUGGACAAUCUGCCAUGGGUGGAAAAGUACAGACCCAAAAAGCUAGAUGACAUAGUUCACCAAACAAAUGCAAUAUCUAUGCUGAAAGAAGUAGUAAGAACAAAAAAUAUGCCUCAUUUAAUUUUCCAUGGCCCACCUGGAACAGGCAAAACAUCAGCAAUAAAUGCAUUAGCACAUGAACUAUUUGGUAAGGAUAAUAUAAGUGAACGUGUAUUAGAAUUGAAUGCAUCAGAUGAUAGAGGUAUAAACGUAGUAAGAGAAAAAAUAAAAGCAUAUACAAGAAUAAGUAUAAGUAAAAAUAAAAUAAAUAAUGAAACGAAUGAAACUUUACCAACAUGGAAACUAGUAGUUUUAGAUGAAGCAGAUAUGAUGACAGAGGAUGCACAGUCGGCUUUAAGAAGAAUUAUAGAAAUAUAUUCCAAUGUUACAAGAUUUAUACUUAUAUGUAAUUAUAUACAUAAAAUCUCAGAUCCUAUAUAUAGUAGAUGUUCGUGUUAUAGAUUUCAAGGAAUACCUGUAAAUAUAAAAAAGGAAAAAUUGCUUUAUAUAUGUAAAAGUGAAAAUAUAAAUAUUACAGAUGAUGCAUUAAAUAAAAUUAUUGAAACCACACAAGGUGACUUAAGAAGAGCUGUAUCUGUUUUACAGUUAUGUUCAUGUAUUAAUCCUCAGAUAACAUUAGAUUCCGUUUUAGAUGUUUCAGGUUUACCAACAGAUGAUAUCAUCUUAAAAAUUAUAGAUGCAUGUAAAGUGAAAGAUUUAAAAAUUCUUGAAAAAACUGUACAAGAUGUAAUUGAAGAUGGUUAUGAUGUUGCUUAUAUUUUUAAAGCAUUUAAUAAUUAUUUUGUUAUGAAUACAGAUUAUAAUGAUACUAUUAAAUAUCAAAUUCUGUUGGAAUUAUCAAGGCAUGAUUAUCGUCUUCAUAGCGGGGCUACCAAGUAUAUUCAGCUUAUGAGUUUCGCUUCAUCAGUACAUUCCCUAUUGAAUACGGCCUAA
Plasmodium malariae is the source of this 993-nucleotide messenger RNA. It is a transcript of the gene RFC2, whose product is annotated as replication factor C subunit 2, putative. NCBI's taxonomy places the organism in Eukaryota, Apicomplexa, Aconoidasida, Haemosporida, Plasmodiidae. The transcript has a single exon. Bases 1 to 993 code for a protein of 330 amino acids. Gene Ontology annotation, molecular function: DNA clamp loader activity; ATP binding; ATP hydrolysis activity. Gene Ontology annotation, cellular component: DNA replication factor C complex; nucleus. The record is from RefSeq and is a predicted model, not a curated record. Gene Ontology annotation, biological process: DNA repair; DNA-templated DNA replication.